Messenger RNA from Octopus sinensis (East Asian common octopus), 1716 nucleotides. Its product is annotated as F-box/LRR-repeat protein 12. The record is from RefSeq and is a predicted model, not a curated record. Bases 777 to 1586 code for a protein of 269 amino acids. Gene Ontology annotation, biological process: SCF-dependent proteasomal ubiquitin-dependent protein catabolic process. Gene Ontology annotation, cellular component: SCF ubiquitin ligase complex. NCBI's taxonomy places the organism in Eukaryota, Metazoa, Mollusca, Cephalopoda, Octopoda, Octopodidae. Gene Ontology annotation, molecular function: protein binding. The transcript has 3 exons.
GGAACUUCUUGAAUAAGGGUAGUAUUUUGGGAUUUAAUAUAGCUAUCACUAAUGAAUCGUUUAUUUGCGAGUUAAAUGCCUUAUUUUCUCAGAAACUGCACAGAACCCGUCUCAUGUAAUAAUUAAUAACCUUCGCUGUGUUCCAUGGAUUAUAUUUUAUUUAAAAUAGGUUGUUGUGAUUUGAGGAAUAGUUGACAGCUAUUUCUUGCAGGUCGAGUAACCGGGAAGUGACUCCCAUAGAUCCGUUUUUGUGCCAAAUGUCAAGGUGGUUUAAAAAUUAAUUUAUUAAAAUAAACUUGUUGUGGUAAAGUAAUUACUACAGCAUUAGAUUUAUCGUCGUCAGAUAAAUUUUCCGUUCAUGCUUGAAUGUUGUUGGUAACGCCGUUCGUUUUACAAGUUUGGGUUCAAAUCCUGGCAACAUCGAUACUACUUUCAUUUUGUGGGCGAGGAUGGGGUCAGUAGAAUAGAUAGAAUCAGUUAAAUUAAGCACACUCCUCUUACAAAAAAUGUUUGGCCUUCUGCCCAAGUUGCAAAUAAUUGUUAAUCCAAUAAACGGCAGUAUUGACUUCUUGCAUUGAACAGACACUUCCAACGUCUAGAGAAUUUGUGGUGUUUAUGGCUUCCCCUUUUAAAUAAAGAAAUCUUUUUCAAUAGAGUUUAACUUGCCAUUCUGAAACUUCAGUUGGGGUCAGUUUCUUUGGCGACUGCUGAAGAAUUUUUUUUUUACGUGGCCAAUCUAUUUGCCAUAGGAAAUAUUUUGAUGUCUGUUGCCAGAAAUGGAUGUGUGCAGAAGAUGGAAGAAAAUUGCUAACGACCCUGUUUUGUGGCGAACAGUUGACAUCCGAAGUUAUUCUUGUGAUUUAAAGGCUCUGAAAAUCUUAAUGAAAGCACAUUUUCAAAGUUCACUUCAAUGCCUGAAACUGCAAGGAUUCCGAAGAAAUCCUAGACGUUCCAUCAAAUGGAAUUGUAAAGUUAUUUCCAACAAAGUUCUGGAAGAUUUGCGUAACAAAUGUCCCAAUCUCAAUAAUUUGAGUUUAAAAUCAGUUAAUAUACAUCAUAUUGAUGGUAACAAGUUAAUGCCUUCAUUAAUUCAUUUAACAAUUAAAAGUUGUAUGUGGACACCAAAUUGGUUUUGUGGACUUCAGAAUCAAAUUCCCAAUCUUCAAACAUUGAAUUUGUCAAUGACAACACGAGUGGAUGAUUUAGAUAUGAAAGACAUCUCAGCUUUUCGAUUCUUAAAAAAACUUUACAUUAAUUAUUGCUAUCGCGUGACAGAUAACGGUCUGAAAACGGUGUGUGAUAACCUGACACAUUUAGAAACAUUUGAGUUUUCAAAGGUCACUUGUACUGACAGUGGAAUCUAUUAUAUAGCUAAUUCCUUACUCAUGUUGCAAAAUGUAAAUGUUGCUCAUUGUACAAUGUUGAGUGGGAAAAGUUUGGAAGAAUUAUUACGGAAGAAACAGUCUUUGAAAUGGAUAAAUGUAAGUUAUUGUACAUUGAAUCCUCAUGAACUGGAAUUGUUGAGCCAAUGCCGUGAAGAUGUUUUGGUUUAUAGACAAUCAAAACUUGCCGAAUUCUUGGAUUAAAAUAUUUAUAAUAAAACGUUCCAGACACACCAACUAAUAAAUUUAAUUAAAUUAUUUUUUUUUUAAUAUUUGAUAAACUUGCAAAUAUUUCUUCAGAGAUUUUCUUAAUAAAUUUUCCAUGACACACUCA